AUGGCGAAUUGGGUGGAAUGGAUAGUGAAUGAGGUGGUGCAUGAGGCGCCCCAGCUGGUGCUGCUUGUGCUGGCUUUUGCCUUCACCACGGGCGUCUUCAUGGCCCUCUUCAUGGCCUUCGAGUACAUCUAUCGACGGAUGAGCGGCGGCCGGGAUCUGCUCAACACUUUCUUCCAUCGCGAUGUCAUCGCCCUCGAUCAGAUGGUUGAUGAAAUAGACGCCCUGCAGCGACAGCGAGACGAACAGCAGGCCAAGCGGCCAAGCGCGAGCAGCACACCAGCAUCUUCGACUUUGAGCGGGGACGAUGAUGUUGAAUUCAAUCGGCUUCAACGCGAUGCCGACAUGGAACAAACCAUCGCACGUGGCAAGCACGUGUGGGCUGCGCGACGAGAGCAUCUGCUACGCAAGCAGCAGCUGCUACGCGUCUCGGCCUGCGUGUGCGUGGCGCUCCUCAUCUUCUGGCGCAUGGGCGCCUUGGACUCGCGAUGGUGUGCCCUCUCCACCACCCAUCGACAGCUCGUCCACUCCCUUCUCGCCCACACCACCGCUGUGCUGGACGCGAGCGGGUUGGAGUACUGGGUGGACGGACCGACGCUACUCGCCGCCUACAGAGACAACACGCUGAGCGAAUGGGACGAUCGGUUGGUGCUGGCGACGUGGAAGGAGAACCAGCCCAAGGUGUGGAACACACUUCGACCCGCGCUGGAGCAGCGCGGGCGAUACUACCUCGAGAAGUACCGCGCACCGGUGGUGCCCGUGGCCAACCCGCCCGCGUUCCGCUUGCACUACGCCUCGCUCCAGCGGCACAUCAACCGGCUGCCCUACCUCGACAUCUACCUCUACAGCCGCGAAGGCAGCCCCGACAACGACAACUCAGAGAUGGAGACGCCGCGGGUGAAGGAGAGCGCAGUGCAGCCGCUGCGCAAUGUGACGCUGGACGGGGCGUCGUCGUCGUCGUCGUUGCCGCUCGCCUCCUAUCGGGUCCCUCUGCCGCACGACGUGCACACCUUUUUGGUUCGCCUGCUGGGCGACGCGUUCGACGCUCGCGCGAUCGACGAGGCCCACCACCGCAGCGUCAGCCUCGGCGGUGGCGGAGCGCGGGACCACGCCGACGGCCUGCACGGCUACAAGGCGCUGACGUGCCAGAUCUACCGGGACCAGGGCAACAACCUGGUCCUCUUCGCCCUGGCGGGCACCAUCAUCUACUUCGUCCUCGUCAUCUACGCCCUCCCUCGCGUCUCGUUCAACGAGCGCUGGCGUUUCUGA
Acanthamoeba castellanii str. Neff is the source of this 1266-nucleotide messenger RNA. RefSeq lists its product as uncharacterized. The record is from RefSeq and is a predicted model, not a curated record. The transcript has 6 exons. The coding region runs from base 1 to 1266 and encodes 421 amino acids. NCBI's taxonomy places the organism in Eukaryota, Discosea, Longamoebia, Acanthamoebidae.